Molecule: messenger RNA, 4887 nt
Organism: Symbiodinium necroappetens
Lineage: Eukaryota; Dinophyceae; Suessiales; Symbiodiniaceae
Source: the annotation of a GenBank genome assembly
AUGGCGGUGAGAGAGGUCUCGCUGCACGACUCCUUUCGCCUCCUUCGGGGCCAUCUGCAAAGCUUCCUGGACGAUGCUUCGGCCCGGAGGAACUCUGAGAGACUGGUGGCCUGGGUGCCCGAGACUGCCCCUGUCGCGCCGGAGGAGCUCUUCAGGUGGACCUUCGCGAGCUCUGGCAGCUGUACUGUGCUGCCGGACCAUCUCCAAAGCUUGGAUGCCUUGACUGCUGCUGGGCUGGUGGGGAAGGAUCUGGAUGAAGCUGGGAUCCGCACCUGGCUGGCCGACAAAGCCGGCAAAGAGUGUGCCGUUGGACGCGUCAGGGGCCUGCCCUCGCACUGGACUGUCGUUCAGGAUGGCAACUGCCCUCUGCGAGACAACGAGCAGCCCCUGCUGAUAAGUAGCGUCCGGGAGGGUGAGAACGUGACAUAUCUGCAGAAAUCCGUUGUGGUUCCGCUCUACGAGGAGGGCCAGGCAGAAACGCUUGCUGCGCAAGACGUCCUGGUGGCGGCACUAGUGAUGUUCUGCCGCCAGCUGCACAUCACGGACCUAGAAAUUCGACUGUGCCGCGCUGGUGAUAAGGUCUGCAUAACCUGGGCGGCGCUGCAGCUGGACGAGACCGCUGGCUACCUCUGUGCCGAGCGCUGGGGCAACUGCCGCUUCCCGGUUGGCUUCGGGCGCCCAGAACUGCCCGAGGAAAAGGCCGUGCAUGAUCUCGACGCAAGAACAGGAGCUUCCCUGAAGUUCACCUUGCUGAAUCGACAGGGCCGUGUCUGGACCCUUAUCGCAGGAGGCGGUGCUAGCGUCGUGUACACAGACACCAUCUGUGAGUACGGCUAUGCGAAGGAGCUCGCAAACUACGGCGAAUACUCAGGCGACCCCCCUGAGGAGUUUGUCUACGAGUAUGCCAAGGUGAUCUUGGGGGUCAUGACAUCCUCACCGGAGCCCCAUGGGAAAAUCCUGCUGAUCGGGGGCGGAGUUGCAAAUUUUACUGAUGUUGCCAGCACGUUCAAGGGCCUGGUGAAGGCCUUGAAAGAGUUCGGAUCUGCCCUGAAGGCCUGCGGUACGACAGUUUGGGUGCGCCGUGGUGGUCCGAACUACUCAGAGGGGCUCACAAACAUGCGAAAAGCAUGCGAGGACAUCGGAAUCCCUGCGCAUGUGUACGGGCCAGAAGCUCACCUCACGUCAAUUGUGCGAGAUGCACUUCUGGAGAAGGCCAAAGAUGCUAGCAUGCCAGUUCCGGACGUCAAGAUCCGACAGGUCGACUCUGCGAAGAGGCAACGACGAGGCAGCAAUAGCCUUAUGCAGUUUACCUUGGAGACUCAAGCCUUCGUGUAUGGGAUGCAGACGAAAGCGGUGCAGCGAAUGCUUGACUUCGACACGCUCUGCGGCCGCAAAACCCCUAGUGUGGCGGCCAUAGUCAACCCAACCGGCGAGGCAACUUUUGAGAAGUUCAUGUUCGGCUCUGCAGAUGUCUUGAUCCCCGUAUACACAUCGUUGGAAGAUGCUGUGGACAAGCACGGCAAGACGCCCAAGAUGCUCGUCAAUUUUGCUUCAUUCCGGUCUGUCUUUACUGCGACUAUGGACGCACUGAAGUUUGCCAGUGUCAUCAAAACGCAUGCCAUCAUCGCAGAAGGCGUCCCCGAAGCAUUGACACGCAGGAUCCACUACGAGGCCGAGAAGGUUGGGGUCGCCGUCAUCGGACCGGCUACCGUAGGUGGCAUGAUGCCCGGGCGCUUCCGCAUCGGCAACGCUGGAGGAGCGGUGGAAAACUUGUUGCUGGCCAAACUGUACCGGCCCGGAUCCGUAGGCUACACGACCAAGUCGGGUGGUAUGUCCAACGAACUGAACAACAUUGUGGCGCUGAACACCGACGGCGUGAGAGAAGGCAUCGCCAUCGGAGGAGACAGGUGGCCGGGACUCCGUUUUUUGGAUGUUCUGCUCCGCUUUGAGGCGGAUCCUGACGUCAAGAUGAUGGUGCUCCUGGGUGAGGUAGGCGGACGUGAGGAGUUUCUCGUAGCAGAAGCCCUCCAAGACGGACGCAUCACCAAACCGCUCGUCGCCUGGUGCUGUGGCACAGCAGCCGAAGCCUUCGACUACGACGUCCAAUUCGGCCAUGCAGGCGCUCGGGCACGUGCAGCCGACGAGACGGCGGGGUCCAAAAACCGGGCUCUCGCGCAGGCGGGAGCUCACGUGCCCCGCAGCUUUGACGAGUUUGGUGACCUGAUCGCCUUGGUCUAUCAGGCUCUGGUCAAGGCAGGCAGCAUCGUUGUGGCUAGCGAGCCUCCCGUGCCGAAGCUUCCAAGCGACUACGAGUCGCUUCGAAAGAAAGGCAUGGUCCGCAAGCCUGCGAAUUUCGUCUGCUCCAUUUCCGAUGACCGGGGAGCAGAACCGACCUAUGCCGGGGUGCCCAUCUCGGAGAUUGCCAAGGACGAGGAACUCGGCAUUGGUGGCGCUAUUUCGCUGCUGUGGUUCAGGAAAAGACUGCCACGUUAUGUCUCCAAGUUCAUCGAGCUAUGUGUGGUCGCGACUGCAGAUCAUGGCCCGUGUGUGUCCGGCGCGCACAACACCAUCGUGGCAGCGCGGGCCGGGAAGGAUCUAGUGUCCUCUCUCAUCUCCGGUUUGGCGACCAUCGGUCCUCGCUUCGGGGGUGCCCUUGAUGACGCGGCACGCAUGUUUGCCUCUGCCUUGGACGGUGGUCUCACGGCCGCCGAGUUUGUGGAGAAGUGUAAGCAAGACAAGACAGUGAUCAUGGGGAUCGGCCAUCGCGUCAAGUCGCUAGACAACCCGGACGCGCGAGUCGUUCUCAUCAAGGAGUACGCCAAAGCCCACUUUUCUGCCACGCCGCUCCUUGAUUUCGCCUUGGCGGUGGAACAGAUCACCACGAGGAAGAAGGCAAAUCUUAUCCUCAACGUCGACGGCUGCAUUGCCGUUUGCUUUGUGGACUUGUUGCGAGGCUGCGGUGCCUUCACGAGGAGCGAGGCAGAUGAUCUGGUCUCCAACGGAGUUCUGAACGGACUCUUCGUGUCGUCCAGGACCAUUGGCCUGGUCGGACAUUUCCUGGAUCAGAGGCGGCUGAAGCAGCCCCUUUACAGACAUCCGUACGACGACGUGACAUACCUCUCUGGCGGCAAUGGUUUGCUUCUCCGCAGCAAUUCCGAGCACUAUCCAGUGGCUGGAGCUGCUCUCAACCAAGGCCAGAAAUUGCUGAGACGCCGCAUAGACAAGGUCUUGAGGGCCGGAGAUGCCGGGAGGCCUCCAUGCUGGUGCGAGACGGGAGAGUCUCGCAAGCAGCCGGAGCUCCCCCGGCAGACAACCCCAAGACAUCCACUUUCCGGCGAAGAACUCGUAAUUCCGAUGCCAAAGAAAAGGCGCGCCCUUGGUCAGCGGCGCGAAGCACCACGGAUUAUGUUGACUUUGUCUUGUCUUUCUUAUGCCUUGCCUCUUCCAAGGGGUGUGUUCCAGGGCGCUGCAGAAACGUUUGAUAGGCAGCUAUAUACCCGUGCGCUUUCCCCUCUAGCUCUCCUGGCCAUGGCCGUACCGCUCAGCGACUCAGCCGAUCUGAGGAGAUGCCACUUGGCGACAUGGCAGGAUGGCGAGCCAGGCUCCGUGGAUGAGCCGGCCGUGAACAAAGUCUCUAACCCCAUGGCGCGAGCUUUUCCGGACAUGUCCUUCAUCAACUCCAGCGAGAUGGUCGCGGGCAACAUCAUCCAGAACUCGGACCCGGACACGCAGAAGCCGAACCCGCUGCUGAGCUCCGGUUGCCUGCGAGCCAAUGCUGCCCGGCAGCUCUUCUGGGAGCCCAACAAGGUCAAGGCCGCCGUGGUCACUUGCGGUGGGCUUUGCCCAGGUCUGAACUCCAUCAUUCGCGGCGUGACGAAGUGCCUGUGGAAUGAGUACGGGGUUCGCGAGAUUCUGGGGAUCACCGCCGGCUACAAUGGCCUCAGUGAUCCGGAGACCCAUCCUCCCGUGAAGCUCACAGAGGAGAUGGUUCGCGACAUCCACAUGAAGGGCGGAAGCAUCAUCAAAGCCGCGAGGGGUGGCUUCGACGCCGAGAAGAUCUGUGACAACCUGCAGCGGCUUGGCAUCACCGUCCUCUUCUUGGUGGGCGGGGAUGGUACCCAGUUUGCAGGGCACUUGCUCUACGAGGCAGCUCGAAAGCGACGCCUUGCAGUGAGCAUCGUGGGCAUUCCGAAGUCGAUCGACAACGAUGUGGUGCUGUUUGACCGGACCUUCGGAUUCGACACCGCUGUCGCCAAGGCAUCAGAGGUGAUCCGGAAUGCCUUGGUGGAAGCCAGCAGCUGCGACCGAGGUGUGGGGAUUGUCAAGCUCAUGGGUCGAGAUUCUGGCUUCGUCGCCAUGCACGCAGCCACUGCCGCAGAUGUGGUGGACCUUUGCAUGAUCCCGGAGGUGAAGGUGGAUAUGAAGGAUGUCAUCGAGCAUGUCGAUGCGACUCUGGCCAAGAAGAAGUACAUGGUGAUUGCAGUCGCAGAGGGUGCCGGACAAGAGCUUGUAUCCACUGGGAAGCAAGACGACACUGGGCACACAGUCUAUGGCGACAUCGGUGUAUUCCUGAAGGACACCCUCAACAAGCAUUUGAAAGCUUCUGGGGGCCGCACUUUCUACAUUGACCCUUCGUACAUAAUUCGAUCAGUGCCCAUCACUCCGAACGACCACAUCUACUGCGUCCGCCUGGCCAACGAUGCGGUGCACACGGCCAUGCGAGGAUACACCGGGGUUUGUGUCGGGGCGAUGCACAACGUCGUGUGCAUGCUUCCCUCGAGGCUCAUCGCAAGCGGCAAGAAGAAGGUCCGGCCGCACAGUAGCUCCUGGCAGGGUUGCGUCCAGACGUGCAAUAUGCCGGCUGCACUCACGGGGCUCGGCGUUUGA